Penicillium angulare is the source of this 1707-nucleotide messenger RNA. Its product is annotated as DUF2786 domain-containing protein. The transcript has a single exon. Bases 1 to 1707 code for a protein of 568 amino acids. NCBI's taxonomy places the organism in Eukaryota, Fungi, Ascomycota, Eurotiomycetes, Eurotiales, Aspergillaceae. The record is from RefSeq and is a predicted model, not a curated record.
AUGGCACGUCUAUCCGGCUAUCUAAAAGGAAAGCCCAACCCCCGAAAACCCCGCAAACCAACCCAAAAAGCAACCCUAACAGAAAAAGCAACCUCCACCAAAACCUCAACUACAAAAUUUGAACAAAAAAUGCUCGAACGUAUCGAAAAAUGCCUAUCGGAUGCCUACCAAUCCAACGCCUCAGAACAAGAAUCCAAGACCGCCCUCCCAAUGGCCCAACGUCUAAUGGCCCAACACAACGUAACCCAAGCAGACGAAAUAGCCAACGACACUGAAAAGAACAAAAGCCACUACGGCGGCCAAACUACCGUGAUAAUCACCAAGGUGAACGGGAGAGGCCAGGUAUACAAAGAAGCCUUUGUACCAAAGCUAGCUCGGGCGAUGUGCAUAUUCUUUGACUGUAAAUGGUAUGCAAGGGAUAACAUUGACAGUAUUGAGUGGUGUUUUUAUGGGAUAGCUGAGAAUACGGUAACUGCUGCGACGGCGUUUGAGAAAGAACACAAUCGGAUUCUGGAGUGGGCUUGUGAGUAUAUGGGUGGUACGGCUACGCAUAGUUAUCGACUUCGCGUUGCGGAUGGGUUGGUUGCUAUUGCGAGGCGCGAGAAGAAUAUGGAGCUUGAGUUUGCGAAGGGGAGGGAAAUUGAAUAUGCAUUCGCUGAAAAUGAGGUGUUUGAUGCCACAACUAGUGAGGUUGCGAGUAGAACAGUUCCUCUGGAUCAUCAGGAUGUCUCUGAUAUCGAUAUCGAUACCAACCAGCCACUGGCAGAUCUCAGUACUGGAGAGAGGGACAUUAAGGCCAAGGAGUCUUUCACAGAUCAUGGACGCUCAUCCACGCAUGAUGAUGAUAAUGACAGUGAUACCGAAGAAGACGAAAGCGAGGACUUUGGUCUAGAAACAGAUUUUAAGGCAAAAGACGUAGAAGCCAUCCAUCUCUGCGGCCACAACAUCGACGAAACAAUUGACAGACCUGUUAAAAGGGAUACGCCAGAGACACUGGCACCAAUCUCACCACCAAAGUCAGAAUCACGAAUAAAUCUCGACCCAAAUGCUGAAAAUGCAGACAAAGCCAUGGAUAAUCUCACUGACAUCAAAAGGGAGAAGUCAGAGUCACCAAUGUCAUCAGCAGGACCAGAACCACAAAUAAAGUCCGACCCAGAUUUGAAAAUCAGCAGAGAGCCUAAACUGCAAUCUACCCACAACGGUGCACACAACUCCUUUGACAGUCUAUUACAAGAUAGGCAAGAGCCCCAGCGUCAAAUACGGGCAGAAAUAGCAAUGCCACCGCCGUCACUACCACUACCAACAGCAGAAGGGGCGAGAGUAAACGCCGACGCCGUGACAGACACUGGAAUCGAGGGAGAGUCCGAGCCCGAGCCCGAACUGCAGCUUGCAUUGGCUCCUAGUAGUUCGCCUUGGGAGUCUGUGACGCAACUUAUUCAGUUUCGGGCGACGGCGGAGCAGGUUGCGAAGGAUUAUUUGAGGGAUAUGCGAAUCACGUUGAGGAAGAAGUCUGAAAGGAAGAGAAUUACAGGACUACUAAGUAAUCUGAUGCUUGUAAUCAUGGUAGAGAGGAUAGUUCGAAAAUUGAUACUCGACAAUCUGGAUGUAUCGAUUUUCUCUGAACAACAUCCCGAUGCUGUUGUAAUUGGUUUUUUUCUUUCAAUGGCUGUGUUAUACUAUCUUGUCUCGAAUGAUUUACUCGGAUAA